Molecule: messenger RNA, 507 nt
Organism: Pocillopora meandrina
Lineage: Eukaryota; Metazoa; Cnidaria; Anthozoa; Scleractinia; Pocilloporidae
Source: the annotation of a GenBank genome assembly
UUUUGGAAACACCGUCGUGGGCAAGAUGUGUUUCAAAAAGUUUGCCGCUCACAAAUAGAAGUCGGUUCGGUCAUCGAAGUGGAAAUUUCUAUGUUGCUUAAAUCUGUGUACAGACACCUAACAGCUCGAAUGAAAGCUAGAGAACCAUGGACAGUAACUUUUACGAGGGACAUGCCCGAAGAAAUUUUUCUAUCCAUUAUGGAAGUGGUAAAGAAGGCUCCCUCUGCCUUUGGCGUAAUACAUACAACAACAAAUGUGGCAUAUCAGCUUUCUUACUCUAAGGUGACCAGACUUUUGAGAGAUUUUUCAAAGUUGUGCCACACUUCCCAAGAAGAUGUCAUGUCUUACCUCUGCAAGCAAACUAAAGCGCCCAGGAAAGGAAACACCAAGGUUACAGUCAAGCUGGAUAAGCCUUUUGUACUGACAUAUAUGAAGCGGAAACAACAUCCGAUAGUGAAGUGCCACUACAUUUUCACAAAUGAACACGGUUAUUCAUUUCAAACUUGA